UAUUGUUUGUUUAUUUUGUGUUUUAAAUUUAUUUAUAAAAUGAGCAGCUACGAAAAGAAAGGGGAACCUUUAAUGUGUACAACAACCAGUGAUGGACACGUGGAUUAUGGCAUACCUUUUUAUUUUGCCAAAAGCAAUGACUACAGGUCAUCCACCAGAAGGGCACAUGAUCAUAUACCUUCUAAGCCAUUCACGUUUAGUCACAGGGUAAAAGCCAUAAUAAACCCUAACAUCCUCAAUGUGGAUGAAAGGAUCAAGUCAGAAGAAUUCAAAACCUCUUACCAAAGUGCCUACGAUUUUAAGCCAGCUCAGGAUCAGACUCUAAAUAAAAUAGGAAAAGCCCGACACAAAAAUGACUUUGGAAAGUCUGUGGAAGAGAAGUUGUUGGCGAAUCCUCUACCAGUGGGCAAAAUAAAAAUUUCUGAGAUGAAGGAUAACUACAGAAUGAACUACUAUAAGCCGGAAAUUCGUGAAGUUGGUACCACGAUUAAAGCACCAAGUACUUUCGAUGGAAUUGUGGAAAAAAAUGAAAUGCCAACAGCUGGUCCUGGUGUGCUCAAACACUUCGACAUCUACCUGACCGAAAACAAACUCGGGUACCCAUCAUACUCGCCCGAAGAACUGAAGAUGGCCAGAACACCCCUGAUUACUUAUUACAGUGCUACGGGGAAAUGUAAGGGUUUCGAUGGAGAACUUACACCAUCCGAGAAGCCACCCACUCAAAGAUUGUUUUCCAGGGCAAUGCCCAGAGUUCCUAACUUUGGUAUGAGUUCCACCUACAAAGAGGCUUAUAAGGAUCAAAACUACUCGGAACUUCACCCGUUCAUCAACACCAAAAAUGCCCUAGUCAAAUACGAUUCAGACAUAGAGAGUGCUGGGCCUUGGCAAAACACCUGUGCCCCCGGAAUGUACUGCACCGAAGGCUGCCAUAUUGGAACAGGUUGGCCCAUUUCCGCCGUACUAGACAUUGAAAAGACCCCAACCAUCAUACCCCACAACGUUAAGAGCUGCUCCAGAGACCAACGAUUUUAUAGUUUGUAUAUUUUGUAUUUUAAAUCUAUUUACACAAUGAGCAGUUACGAAAAGAAAGGUGAACCUUUAAUGUGUACAACAACCGCUGAUGGACACGUGGAUUAUGGCAUACCUUUUUAUUUUGCCAAAAGCAAUGACUACAGGUCAUCCACAAGAAGGGCACAUGAUCACAUACCUUCUGAGCCAUACACGUUAAGUCAGAGGGUAAAAGCCGUAAUAAACCCUAACAUCCUCAAUGUGGAUGAAAGGAUCGGGUCAGAAGGAUUCAAAAGCUCUUACCAAAGUGCCUACGUUCGUAAGCCAGCUCAGGAUGACCCUCUAUAUAAAAUAGGAAAGGCCCCACACACAAAUGACUUUGUAAAGUUUAUGCAAGAGAAUUUGCUGGCAAAUCCUCCACCAAUGGACAAAAUAAGUAUUUCUGAGAUGAAGGAUAACUACAGAAUGAACUUUUAUAAACCGGAAAUUCGUGAAAUUGGUACUACGAUUGAAGUAUCAAGUACUUACGACGGAAAUGUGGAAAAGAGUGAUCUGCCAACAGCUGGUCCUGGUGUGCUCAAACACUUCGACAUCUACAUGACGGAGAACAAACUCAAGUAUCCCUCAUACUCGCCCAAAGAACUAAAGAUGGCCGGAACACACCUGAUUACUUAUUACAGUGCUACAGGGAAAUGGAAAGGCUUCGAUGGAGAACUUAGACCAUCAGAGAAGCCGCCCACUCAAAGAUUGCUGUCCAAGGCAAUGCCCAGAGUUCCUAACUUUGGCAUGAGAUCCACCUACAAAGAGACUUACAAGGAUCAAAACUACUCGGAACUUUACCCGUUCGUCAACUCCAAAAACGCCCUAGUAAAAUACGAUUCAGACAAAGACAGUGCUGGGCCUUGGCAAAGCACCUGCGCCCCCGGAAUGUACUGCACCGAAAGCUGCCACGUUGGAACAGGUUGGCCCGUUUCCGCCGUACUAGAAAUUGAGAAGACCCCAACCACCAUACCCCACAACGUCAAGACUUGCUCCAAAGACCAAAGAUGAUGUUGUUUCAAUAAAAGGCCUUCUUAAUU
Molecule: messenger RNA, 2087 nt
Organism: Aethina tumida (small hive beetle)
Lineage: Eukaryota; Metazoa; Arthropoda; Insecta; Coleoptera; Nitidulidae
Exons: 10
Coding region: 40-2058 (672 amino acids)
Source: RefSeq, a predicted model, not a curated record